GCAGCAGCAGCAGCAGCAGCAGCAGCAGCAGCAGCAGCAUGACGACGCUCCGCGCCUUCACCUGCGACGACCUCUUCCGCUUCAACAACAUCAACCUGGACCCGCUGACGGAGACCUACGGGAUACCGUUCUACUUGCAGUACCUGGCCCACUGGCCCGAGUAUUUCAUUGUCGCCGAGGCGCCCGGCGGAGAGCUGAUGGGUUACAGUGAGUGCGUAAUGGGUAAAGCAGAAGGCUCUGUGGCUAGGGAAGAGUGGCAUGGGCAUGUUACUGCUCUCUCUGUUGCACCAGAAUUUCGACGGCUGGGUUUGGCUGCUAAAUUGAUGGAACUACUGGAAGAAAUUUCAGAAAAAAAGGGUGGAUUUUUCGUCGAUCUCUUUGUGAGAGUAUCAAAUCAGGUUGCGGUAAAUAUGUAUAAGCAACUAGGCUACAGUGUGUACCGGACAGUAUUAGAGUACUACUCUGCUAGCAAUGGAGAGCCAGAUGAAGAUGCUUAUGAUAUGAGAAAAGCUCUUUCCAGAGAUACGGAGAAGAAAUCAAUUAUACCUCUGCCUCAUCCUGUGAGACCAGAAGACAUUGAGUAACUGUAAGCUGUGAUUCUCAGGAACUUACUAAGAGCGUCAGGUUCCCUCUCCCCCCAGCCCCCCAAGAACUUACGGAUGAGAAAUCUUAGGCUCAACAUUUUUCCCCAUGUAAUACCAAAAAGCAAUAUUGAGAAGCUUACUAAUUCUGCUUCUGUUGGUAAUGGCUGCAUACUCCUGCACUUAUCCCAUUAUUUUUUCCUUUCAAAUAUUGGAAAUUCAGAGACUAUUAAAAUGGAAUUACCUCA
This is a messenger RNA of Gymnogyps californianus (California condor), 829 nucleotides long. Its product is annotated as N-alpha-acetyltransferase 20. Gene Ontology annotation, cellular component: NatB complex. NCBI's taxonomy places the organism in Eukaryota, Metazoa, Chordata, Aves, Accipitriformes, Cathartidae. Gene Ontology annotation, biological process: N-terminal peptidyl-methionine acetylation. Bases 39 to 584 code for a protein of 181 amino acids. The transcript is spliced from 6 exons. Gene Ontology annotation, molecular function: protein-N-terminal amino-acid acetyltransferase activity. The record is from RefSeq and is a predicted model, not a curated record.